This is a messenger RNA of Panicum virgatum (switchgrass), 1379 nucleotides long. Its product is annotated as protein shank-like. Lineage: Eukaryota; Viridiplantae; Streptophyta; Magnoliopsida; Poales; Poaceae. Gene Ontology annotation, biological process: negative regulation of DNA-templated transcription. The record is from RefSeq and is a predicted model, not a curated record. The transcript has a single exon. The coding region runs from base 57 to 1226 and encodes 389 amino acids.
ACCGUCCGAGACUCCUGUGCGAAAAGCCGCGUGCGCGUACGGUGCAUGCGGGAGGGAUGAACCCCGGCGCCGGUGCCAGGAAGCGCCUCGGCGGGGUCGCGGGCGUCGGCAGCGGGUUCGCGCUCGGGUGCGGCUGCAGGGACGCCAAGGCCGUGGCGGUGGCGGCGUCGUCGACGUCCGCGUCGCCCUACUCCUCCGCCACCGCAACGGACACGUCCACGGCGACGACCGCGUCGUGGCGCGGGGUCAGGACGGCGCCGCACCACCCGUCGUCGGCGUCAGGGUCCACGGGCACGCUCACCGUGCCCUCCGCGUCGUCGUCGUCCUUCCUGUGGGAGGACGCCGACGGGGAUGCCGGCGAGGAGGUGGACUGCAAGCAGCGGGAGGGCCCCGCGGCCGCGGCGAGCUUCUCCGGCCUGCUGCGCCAGCUCAACGAGCUCGAGCAGAGCGUCGUGUCGUGGGGGCGCAAGAGCACCAGCAAGGAUUUCUUGUCGCCACCUCCGCCGCCUCCACCUCCACCGCCGGUACCGGCGCGGCCAGUGAAGCAACGAGUUGCACACAGCGGCGGCGACAGCAAAGAAGGCCACGGAAACUUCUCUCCACCGCCGCCGCCGCCGCCAUCUUUCCAUCUUCAGACGACGCAGCAGCACCGGAAGGCAAAGAGCUUGGACAAAGCCGACAGACAAGCACAAGCUGUAGAGGUCCACUCCAAGCUGGCGCCACUGCCACCUCCACCUCCACCUCCACCAUUGCCAUUAUUGCCGCCGGAGCAGCCACUUAAGGCGAAGAGCACGGACAACGGCGGCAAGAAAGAAGACGCCAGCAUUGCCCCGACAUCGCAGGCGGCGGCCACGAAGCACCGGAAAGCGAAGAGCAGCGACGGCGGCGGCGGCAGGCUGGACGGGACCGUGGCGGUGGUGAAGCAGUCCGACGACCCGCUGAGCGACUUCCGGCGCUCCAUGGUCAACAUGAUCGUGGAGAACCGGAUCGCGACGGGCGACGAGCUCCGCGAGCUGCUCCGGCACUUCCUGGCGCUCAACGCGCCGCACCACCACGACGCCAUCCUCCGGGCCUUCACCGAGGUCUGGGACGAGGCGUUCUCCGCCAAGACCGCCGCCGUCCCCCGCAGGCCCGCCGCCGCCAGGCAGACCCCGCCGCGGCCGCGGCCGAAGGCGCCGACGCCGCCGCGCCGCCGGCACGCGCCGCCUCCGCGCGUGUGGCGCUAGCGCUUACAGUACGUACUUUAGUACUACAUUGUAGCUAGAUUUGCUUGCAAGAAACGGUCGGUAGAUGCCACCUGACCGUACCGCGAAUCUACCGCGGAUCGGAUGUUCUUCCGAUUUGUUUGUUAUAGUGCUCCUCCAGUUUCAGUUCCGUUC